Aspergillus tanneri is the source of this 777-nucleotide messenger RNA. RefSeq lists its product as uncharacterized. The transcript is spliced from 6 exons. Lineage: Eukaryota; Fungi; Ascomycota; Eurotiomycetes; Eurotiales; Aspergillaceae. The record is from RefSeq and is a predicted model, not a curated record. Bases 1 to 777 code for a protein of 258 amino acids.
AUGAGAUCACGCGAUCGGGAGAGUUCUACACGACCUCGCGAGUGCCCAGUAUACCCCUCUGGCAAUAAUGCUCCAACCCUUCCCGAACUGCGGGACAACUGUCAAGCAUUCAGCUCUGACCAGAUCGUCACAACAAACGGAGACUCAAGGCUAGUUAGAGGUAUCUGCGACGGCAUACUAGGCUGGUUUGCCUCAGAUGACGCCAGCAGUGAUGGUAUCACGCUCACCUGGGACCCUGCCGUUAUGACGAUCGUGACGAAUCUCAAUAUUCCUCCGCUUAGGACUCUUGUCAGUUGCGAUGAGUUCCCAUUUGGCGGAGCUGAGGAAGAUGGCAAAUGGGGAGCCAUGUACGCGACGCGGAAAAGACCGCCAUCGGCUAAUUGUGUGCCUCAGUGGCAGCAGACUCUCCAGGGAAAUUGCAAUGGCAUACUGAGCACUCUCUACACCAACGUGCCGUAUUUCGACCGAGACUCGGGCUCGACGACCGAGGACUGGAAGCUCUGGUCGAAACGGACACUCAAAGGCCAACCCCCUGACGAGCGAUCGACACCAGGUGGACGCGAAGGUGACCCAACGCGCCUGAAUGGGAAAACUCCGGCCGGACCCUCAGCUACAACUUCAAGCGCAAACUUCACCUUCGCUCUAGCAUACGCAACCAGUCUCAGCGACACACCAGACCAGUGGGGCAUGGCGCUGAACAACUUUGAGAUGGGCACUACUACCAGCACGACGGCGAGCACGCGAAACCGCCUCCAAACAAGCAGUCACAGCACGUAG